This is a messenger RNA of Microthlaspi erraticum, 4836 nucleotides long. The record is from the annotation of a GenBank genome assembly. NCBI's taxonomy places the organism in Eukaryota, Viridiplantae, Streptophyta, Magnoliopsida, Brassicales, Brassicaceae.
AUGGCACUAAAGCCAGAGGAGCAGUUGAAAGAGUUCGGAUCGAAGCUUGACCCACCUCCUUCGUCCAAGGAUUCUUUGCUCAAACUCUUUAAGGAAGCUGCUGUUUGUCUUUCUGAGUUGGAGCAGUCUCCACCACCAGCAGUGCUCAAGUCCAUUCAGCCUUUUCUUGAUGCAGUUAUUAAACCUGAGAUUCUCAAGCAUCAAGACAAGGAUGUCAAGCUUCUAGUUGCAAGCUGUGUUUCUGAGAUAACUCGUGUUACAGCACCAGAAGCGCCUUACAGUGAUAGUAUCAUGAAGGAUAUUUUUCAACUGAUUGUGAGCGCUUUUUCUGGGUUGAAUGAUGUCGGUGGACCAUCAUUUGGAAGGAGGGUUGUCAUUUUAGAAACGGUUGCAAAGUACAGGUCAUGUGUCGUGAUGUUGGAUCUUGAAUGCGAUGAUCUGGUGAAAGAAGUAUUUACUACAUUUCUUGAUGUUGCUAGAGAUGACCAUCCAGAGGUUGUUUUCUCAUCAAUGCAAAAUAUAAUGAUUGUUCUCUUGGAAGAAAGUGAAGAUGUGCAAGAGCAGCUCUUACUAAUUUUACUCUCCAAAUUGGGCAGAAAUAGAACUGACGUUACUGAUGCUGCAAGAAGACUUGCUAUGAAAGUCAUAGAGCAGUGUGCACCAAAAGUGGAAACUGACAUAAAACAGUUCCUUAUCUCAUCAAUGUCUGGAGAGAGCCGAUAUUCCAGCAGUCAAAUUGACUACCAUGAGGUUAUCUAUGAUUUGUACCGCUGUGCUCCUCAGGCUCUAUCCGGAGUUGCACCAUAUCUCACUGGAGAGCUUUUGGCUGAUAAAUUGGAAACUCGUUUGAAAGUGGUUGGAUUGGUUGGAGAGUUGUUUUCCUUGCCUGGACGUGUCAUCUCCGAAGAGUUCAAUUCAAUAUUUCUGGAGUUUCUGAAAAGGCUGACUGAUAGAGUAGUUGAAGUAAGGAUGGUCAUCCUUGACCAUAUUAAGAAUUGCUUGCUCUCAGAUCCUUCGAGAGCUGAGGCGUCUCAAAUUAUAUCUGCUCUUCGUGACCGGCUCUUGGAUUAUGAUGAGAAUAUCCGCAAACAAGUUGUUGCUGUUAUUUGUGAUGUGGCUGUGCAUGCGCUGACGUCGAUUCCGAUUGACACUAUAAAGUUAGUCGCUGAACGGCUUCGAGACAAAGCUAUACCCGUUAAAACAUACACAAUGGAGAGGUUGACUGAAUUGUUCCGGGUAUAUUGCUUACGGUGUGCUGAAGGGAAGGCAGGCACUGGCGACUUUGAUUGGAUUCCUGUAAAAAUUUUGAGAUGUCUCUAUGACAAAGAUUUCAGAUCAGAUACAAUCGAAUAUAUUCUAUGCAGCUCAUUGUUUCCAAGUGAUUUCUCCGUUAAAGAUAAAGUUAAGCAUUGGAUAGAAAUAUUUUCCGGGUUUGAUGAAGUGGAGACAAAAGCUUUUGAGAAGAUAAUGGAGCAAAGACAAAGGAUACAGCAAGAAAUGCAAAAAUAUUUGUCCUUCAAGCAGAUGCAACAGAAUGCUGAUGUUCCCGAGAUGCAGAAAAAGAUUCAAUUUGGAUUCAGAGUUAUGUCUCGUGCAUUUUCUGAUCCCUCAAAGACUGAGCAGAACUUUUUGAUUCUUGAUCAACUCAAAGAUGCAAAUAUUUGGAAGAUGUUGAAUAAUCUGGUCGAUCCCAGCACUAGCAUAAUGCAGGCGUCCAAGAUUCGAGAUGAUAUGCUUAGAAUACUUUCUGAAAAGCAUCGUCUCUAUGAAUUUCUCGGCACUCUCUCCAUAAAGUGUUCGUAUCUGUUGUUCAGCAAGGAAUAUGUGAAAGAGAUAUUAGCGGAAGUCUCUGCUAGAAAGUCUUCUAAAAGUAGUUUGGGCAUUCAAUCUUGCAUGGACUUCUUAGGGCUUCUCGCAAGUUUCUGUCCAUCACUGUUUGACGGAGCUGAAGAAGAACUGAUAGGUUUUCUUAAAGAUGAGGAUGAAAUGAUAAAGGAAGGUACUCUAAAAAUUCUGGCUAAGGCAGGUGGUACUAUUCGGGAGAAUCUCAUUGUUUUAGCAAGUUCUGUGGAUCUAUUACUGGAGAGGAUCUGUAUAGAAGGUAACCGUAGGCAGGCCAAGUAUGCUGUGAAUGCACUAGCAUCAAUAACAAAGGAUGAUGGCCUGAAGUCCCUCUCUGUUCUGUACAAGGGACUCGUGGACAUGCUGGAGGACAAGGGACAUCAGCCAGCUGUUCUUCAGUGCCUUGGUUGCAUAGCGCAGAUUGCAAUCCCGGUUUUUGAGACUAGGGAAACCGAAGUCGUAGAGUUUAUUAAAAGCAAAAUCCUCAAUUGUGAAAGUGAAGCUGUAGAUGACAAAAAGUUAUCUUGGGAUGACAAAAGUGAAAUUUGUCAACUGAAGAUAUAUGGGAUCAAGACUUUGGUUAAGAGCUACUUGCCUUUCAAGGAUGCUCAUCUUCGUACGGGUGUUGAUGACCUUCUUGGAUUACUAAAAAACAUUCUUUCCUUUGGUGAAGUAUCUGAAGAUCUAAAAUCAAGUUCUGUUGACAAGGCCCAUUUGAAACUUGCUGCUGCAAAGGCAGUCCUCCGUCUGUCUAGGCACUGGGACGAGAAGAUACCGAUUGAUAUCUUCCAUUUAACACUAAAAACGCCGGAGAUAUCAUUUCCUACGGCCAAGAAAAUAUUCCUUGGGAAAGUUCACCAGUAUAUAAAGGAUCGGGUUUUGGAGACAAAGUAUGCCUGUUCAUUUUUAUUUGAUAUCACCGGAUCAAAUGUUCUCGUAUCAGAGGAGGAGAAACAGAACCUAGCCGAUAUCAUUCAACAUUCUUACCAAACAAAAAUGCGGAAAGUCUCUGCUCAGACUGAUGCAAAUUCCGUUUCUCUAUACCCUCAACAUAUCCUUCCUUACUUGGUUCACGCACUUGCGCAUCAUUCUUGUCCUGACGUCGAGAAAUGCAAAGAUGUGAAGGAAUAUGAAAUGAUAUAUCGCCAAUUAUACGUGAUCAUUUCUAUGUUACUCCAUAAAGAGGAAGACGGAAAGGCUGAAGAUGUUGAUAAGGAACAGGAGUGCGUUCCCUCCCUUAUCUCCAUCUUCCAAAGUAUUAAACAGUCAGCUGAUGUCACUGAUGCAACAAAGUCAAAGAAUUCAGAUGCGAUCUGUGAGCUUGGGCUGUCAGUAAUCAAUCACUUAACUAAGAAAGAGCCUGAUGUACAAGGGACAUUCACGCCUGUAUCGCUGCCUCCAAUGCUGUACAAACUUUCUGAGAAAAAUGAAGGUGAUAAGGCUCAGGUUGGUGAAGAGAAAUUGUGGCUAGCUGAUGAAACUGUCUUGGCACACUUCUGUUCUCUCAAGUUGGAGGGUCGUGCUGAUUCAUCUGUGAUACCCCAAACUUCAGAGAAUGAGGGUAUGAAUGAUGAGGAAAGUGAUGGGAAUGAAAUCCCUUUGGGUAAAAUUGUCGAGCGUUUGAGAGCUCAGAGUAGAAAGGGAAAAAAGAAGAAAUCUGUUCCAGCUGAAGACAAGGAUGAUAAAAAGGAUGUGGAUGUUUUGAAAAUGGUGAGGGAGAUUAAUCUGGAUAUGCGAACGCUGGAUAAAUUUGAAUCCAGUAAUGGACACAAAAAUUCCUCUGGAGAGAGAGCAGACACAAGUCAAAGGGAUCAGAAGGCUAACAAAAAGAGUGCUGGUGGCGCAACAUCAGUAGUUUCAGUCCCUAAACGCCGGAGAUCGUCUUCUGGCCAUAGUCCUUUCAAGUUCUCAAAUAGUGGUCCUAAAGUUCCACUGGAAGCUUCUAAUGAAGAGAGAGAUAUGGACAAAAAUGUAUCCUUGGACUCGACUGAUGAAAAUUCAAACCAGGAAAAAGGAUUCGAAAGAAUUUCUUCCCGAACGAAAAAGAAAAGCUUCAGAUCAAAAUUAAUGAAACCAGAAUCUGGUUGGAGUCUCAAUGAUAUGGAAAAUCAAAGCGAAGAUGGCAACUGCAGUGAGAAGAGUAGGUCAGCAGAAAGUGGUGAUAGAUUGAAGUCUGCCUCUGUAUCAAUGAAGAAGGCAAAAAGAAAAAGCUUCCCAGGACUGGCUAAGUGCUCCACAGCAGAAAAGAAAAUGGUUACUGAUGAACUAAUUGGUUGCAGAAUAGAUGUUUGGUGGCCUAUGGAUAAACGGUUUUAUGAAGGCACAAUAAAGUCUUAUGAUUCCACAAAACAUAAACACGUGAUACUUUAUGAGGAUGGAGAUGUCGAAGUACUUCGCCUAGAUAAAGAACGGUGGGAGCUCAUAGACGCUGGUGGAAAGCCCACAAAGAAGUCCAAUAAAUCAAAGCGAGGUUCUAAUAAGAAAGGAUCGUCUGACAGUAAGCGUAAGAAUUCAGAUGGGUUACAGAGGGAUGAAGAUCCAAUUGCUACUACGCCAAAAGGGAAAAGAACGCCAAAGAAAGGUACACCAAGAAGUCUUGCUUUAGAACAUGAGAAACCAGAGAGCCGAACCAAGAAAAAGCGAUCUUCUGCUACGCGAGUCGGUGAAGUUGCUGAAAAACCAAAUGGGAAGAGAAUGAAAUCAACCACAGAGGACCCGAAAUAUAGUGGGGAGGCUGGCGAAGAGAAAUCAGAGUCGGAAGGAAAGUCUGUGAAAGAAGGCGAGGAUGAUGAGGAAGUUGGUUUCCAGGAGGCAAAAUCAGAGUCGAGUGGGGACCCUGAGGAGAAAGAAACUGAUGUCGACAACUCAGAUUCUGAGGAGAAAAAAGAAAACAAUGAUAUGGAGGCAGAAGCCGAAGACGAGAUCUCUGACAAUGAGACUCUUGGAGCGUGGAAGAGUAAAGUUGUUAAGUCAAGCUCGAGGAAAGCAGCAUAG